CAGAAGCACAGAUAUGUGCUGUGAUGUUGAGAGGAGAGGGACUCUCCUGGAAGCUGUUUCUGCUAAUAGUAUACAAUAUAUCUGGUGGGUAAAGACAUGAACCCCCAAGAGGAACACUGGAUGGUCACUCUGCAGGUUGUGUUCUACCCAGCCUUGGCUAUAGUGGGCAUCCCCUCCAACAUUGUUACCUUUCUCAUCUUCUGGCGGAGAAACUGCCUGCUGUCCAAGUCCAGCACCUUCUACCUGAUGGCCAUCUCUGUAGCUGACACUCUGGUCCUCAUCUUCAUCGUGGUGCUGGAGAUCACUGUCAAAUUUUACCAGGAGGUACUUAUUUCAUCAGAAAUGUCACUGUUCUUUUCAUUUCUUGUUCUGUCAGUAAAAGUUUACAUUGGAUUUCUAUAGUAACGCUGUAAUUACUACAGUAACAGCAAACAGCAUUGUAUUAACGCAGUAGCCUAUUUCAGGGCUUCCCAAACUUUGUUCCAGGGCCUCCCUAGUACAUGCUUUAGUUUUUGCCCAAGUAGUA
This is a messenger RNA of Oncorhynchus mykiss (rainbow trout), 526 nucleotides long. NCBI's taxonomy places the organism in Eukaryota, Metazoa, Chordata, Actinopteri, Salmoniformes, Salmonidae. The record is from RefSeq and is a predicted model, not a curated record.